CUUGUUCUUGCGGCACCACAGAACCAGCACCACAGAACCAACCAACCAACCCAUUCUUGAUUGCUGCACCGUCUCUUCUCCCAACACAACACUGCUCACACCUGCAGCGGAGACAAACAGAGAUGCUGUCAUUGCACUCCACACGGCGGGCCGCAGCCCAGGCAACACGGCUGGCGGCAUGCGUGAGCACAGCAGCCCGCAGCUCGUCCACCCUGCAGGACUCCGACCGCAUCUUCCAGAACCUGUAUGGCAAGCACGACUGGGGCCUCAAGGGCGCCAUGAAGCGGGGCACAUGGUACAAGACGAAGGACAUUGUGCUCAAGGGUGAUGACUUCAUCCUUGAGGAAGUGAAGAAGUCCGGCCUGCGCGGUCGCGGCGGUGCUGGAUUCCCCUCUGGCCUCAAGUGGUCUUUCAUGAAGGGUGCCACAGAUGACCGACCAAAGUACCUCGUCGUCAACGCAGAUGAGGGCGAGCCUGGCACAUGCAAGGAUCGCGAGAUUAUGCGCCAUGAUCCACACAUGCUGAUUGAGGGCUGCCUGGUGGCCGGCCGCGCCAUGAACGCGCGUGCGGCAUACAUCUACAUCCGUGGCGAGUUCUUCCAGGAGGCAAGCAACCUGCAGGUCGCCAUCAACGAGGCGUACGAUGCGGGUCUGAUUGGCAAGAACGCGUGCGGCAGCGGCUAUGACUUUGACGUCUACCUCUUCCGCGGUGCUGGCGCAUACAUUUGCGGCGAGGAGACGGCGCUGAUUGAGAGUCUUGAGGGCAAGACGGGCAAGCCACGCCUGAAGCCGCCAUUCCCUGCAAACGUUGGUCUCUUUGGCUGCCCGACCACCGUUGCCAACGUGGAGACGGUUGCCGUCGCCCCCACCAUCCUGCGCCGCGGCGGUGACUGGUUUGCAGGCUUUGGUCGCAAGCGCAACGAGGGAACAAAGCUGUUUGCCAUCUCUGGAAACGUGAACAACCCGUGCGUGGUUGAGGAGUCCAUGUCCAUCACGCUUCGCGAGCUCAUUGACAAGCACUGCGGCGGCGUGACUGGCGGCUGGGACAACCUGCUUGGUGUCAUCCCUGGUGGCUCGUCCGUGCCCGUGCUGCCCAAGCACAUUUGCGACGACGUGCUGAUGGACUUUGAUGCGCUUGCAGCGGAGAAGUCUGGCUUGGGCACGGCUGCCGUCAUUGUGAUGGACAAGAGCCAGGACAUUAUUGACUGCAUCGCCCGCCUCAGCGACUUCUACGUCCACGAGAGCUGCGGACAGUGCACCCCCUGCCGUGAGGGCACGACGUGGCUGGCGAAGGUGAUGCACCGGUUUGUGCGCGGCGACGCCGACAAGGAGGAGAUUGACAUGCUGUACGAGCUGACGCGGCAGAUUGAGGGCCACACCAUCUGUGCGCUGGGCGAUGCUGCUGCGUGGCCGGUGCAGGGCCUCAUCCGCCACUUCCGCCCGGAGAUUGAGGCGCGCAUUGACGCGUACAACAAGUCCAAGGCCGACGCCAUCCUCGACGCCGCCACCGCCUGAGCUCCGUGAUCGUAGUCGUGGUCGUGGUGGUGGUGGUGGUGGCUGGUGAAUGAUGGCGGUGCUGAUUCGGGUUGGUGGGUGCGAUGGUGACAAUUUGGGUGCACACGCAUGGGUGCGGAUGUCAUGGUUUGGUGUGCUUUGAGGGACUGAUUGUGGUGAUGCAUGCACGUGGUGCGGGUUGAAGUCAGUUUUUCACUGCUCCUUUGCUUUCGCAAUUCGACUUGUGUCCCUUCCUCCAAUCGCCCCAUUUGUGUGUCUUGCCGAGUUUGAAAGCGUGUGUGAGGAUCGCCAGGUUUUAUGUGUGUGUGUGCGUGCGUGCGUAUGCGUGUGCAUUUGUUGUUGUGCUGUGGUUGUUGUUUCAUCGAACGUCCUUCAUAAUGCGGUGCAGUCAUUUCGUGAUGGCGGUGUUGCGUGUAUGUGUGUCUCGUGUAUGGCGUAGCUUUCCUGCUUGUGUGGCGGGGUGCGUGUGUGUUUUAUGCACAAAAGAAAAGACCACAUUCCAGUA
This is a messenger RNA of Salpingoeca rosetta, 2019 nucleotides long. RefSeq names its product NADH dehydrogenase flavoprotein 1. Bases 123 to 1514 code for a protein of 463 amino acids. Gene Ontology annotation, molecular function: FMN binding; NAD binding; NADH dehydrogenase (ubiquinone) activity. The transcript is spliced from 8 exons. Lineage: Eukaryota; Choanoflagellata; Craspedida; Salpingoecidae. The record is from RefSeq and is a predicted model, not a curated record. Gene Ontology annotation, biological process: mitochondrial electron transport, NADH to ubiquinone.